Messenger RNA from Tarenaya hassleriana, 1900 nucleotides. Its product is annotated as folate synthesis bifunctional protein, mitochondrial. The coding region runs from base 233 to 1768 and encodes 511 amino acids. Gene Ontology annotation, molecular function: 2-amino-4-hydroxy-6-hydroxymethyldihydropteridine diphosphokinase activity; dihydropteroate synthase activity. The transcript has 2 exons. Lineage: Eukaryota; Viridiplantae; Streptophyta; Magnoliopsida; Brassicales; Cleomaceae. The record is from RefSeq and is a predicted model, not a curated record. Gene Ontology annotation, biological process: tetrahydrofolate biosynthetic process.
GUGUAUCGAUUCAUGGAAGAUAGGGUUGCAGGUAUUUACACGGACAAGACACAAGAGUCCACAACAACGACAACAAAAAACGGGACUUUCUUCUUCCCUUUGAUCUCAUGUGUUCUUCUCUUGCCGGAAUGUGAAUCAAAUCUUAAUCUUGUGACAUGGGUUCGUAUCUUCUUCGUUUGCUUCUGCUCUUCUGAAUCCAGAAUCUCUUUUUUUUUUUUGGUGAGUUAAUACUAUGUGGAAGAAGACGAAAGCUUUCAAGCAUGUUUCGCCUUUGAAACAGGGGUUCCCUUUAGGAUGGAAGAAUUUCAGAGCUUUCUGCAAUACAGCCAUUAAUGCCACUCUGAGUGGAGUUUAUUCCACAGAGCAGGAAGUUGUGAUUGCUUUGGGAAGUAAUGUCGGAAACCGGAUCAAGAAUUUCAACGAUGCUUUGAACCUGAUGAAGGGUUCGGGGAUUGACAUAACCAGACACAGCUGUUUGUACGAAACUGCGCCCGCUUAUGUCACUGACCAACCCCGGUUUCUGAACGCUGCAGUUAGAGGCGUGACAAAGCACGCCCCUCACGACCUAUUGACCGUACUCAAGACAAUCGAGAGGGAAAUGGGUCGUGGAAAUGGCAUAAGGUAUGGACCGAGACCACUUGACUUGGACAUAUUGUUUUACGGGAGGCUUAGAAUAAGCUCUGAUAAGUUAACGGUACCUCACGAGAGAAUUUGGGAGAGGCCGUUUGUAUUGGCUCCUCUGGUGGAUUUGCUCGGAUCAGCUGUUGAUAAUGAUACAGUUUCACAUUGGCAUUCCCUCUCUAUCCAUCCUGGUGGGCUUUUUGAGGCAUGGGAAAGACUAAGCGGUGAAUCUUUGAUCGGGAAAGAAGGUAUCAGAAGGGUCGUACCGAUAGGGGAUAAGUUAUGGGAUUUCUCUGAAAAACCUUAUGUGAUGGGUAUACUCAAUCUUACACCCGACAGCUUUAGCGACGGAGGAAAGUUUCAAUCUUUAGAUUCUGCAGUUUCCCGGGUUCUUUCAAUGGCUACUGAAGGGGCUGACAUCAUCGAUAUCGGUGCACAGUCGACAAGACCUAUGGCUUCAAGGAUUUCUGCCCAAGAAGAACUGGAUAGACUGAUUCCUGUCUUAGAGGCUGUCCGGGUUAUGCCCGAGAUGGAAGGAAAGCUCAUAUCUGUUGACACGUUCUCCUCGGAGGUUGCUUCAGAAGCUGUAAAGAAAGGAGCUGACAUUGUGAAUGAUGUAUCUGCAGGAGCAUUAGACCCGAAUAUGUACAAGGUUGUGGCUGAAUCUAGGGUUCCUUACAUUGCCAUGCACAUGAGGGGAGAUCCAUGUACAAUGCAGGACAAAGAAAACUUGAAGUACGAUGAUGUCUGCAGGGAUGUGGCCUCUGAACUCUAUGCGAGAGUUAGAGAUGCAGAACUCUCGGGAAUUCCGGCUUGGAGGAUCAUGAUAGACCCGGGAAUCGGGUUUUCGAAGAAGGUGGAUCAUAAUUUGGAUAUCCUCAUGGGAUUGCCAAAGGUCAGGGAAGAGAUAGCAAAGAAAAGCCUAGCCAUUUCUCAUGCUCCUCUAAUGAUUGGCCCUUCGAGGAAGAGAUUUCUAGGGGAUAUCUGUGAUCGGCCCGUUGCCAGAGACAGAGAUCCAGCAACAGUUGCAUCGGUUACAGCUGGCAUAUUACGAGGUGCCAAUAUCAUUAGGGUUCAUAACAUCAGAGAUAAUGUUGAUGCUGCAAGGCUAUGCAAUGCAAUGCUGAGAAGAGGAAGAAGCUCUUGAGGAUGAUGAUCUCACAAAAAGGUUCAUUUCUUGGGGGAUAAUACUUUCUUUUGAAGAUUAUGUUUCAUAUUGAUGUAUUACAGGAGAAUGACAACAUACAUUUUUUCAACCAAGAUUCUCACUUUUGGACAA